Molecule: messenger RNA, 1698 nt
Organism: Girardinichthys multiradiatus
Lineage: Eukaryota; Metazoa; Chordata; Actinopteri; Cyprinodontiformes; Goodeidae
Product: procathepsin L-like
Exons: 8
Coding region: 259-1266 (335 amino acids)
Biological process (GO): immune response
Cellular component (GO): lysosome
Molecular function (GO): cysteine-type endopeptidase activity
Source: RefSeq, a predicted model, not a curated record
AAAAAAAAAAAAUGCUCCAAAAACAUUGUCCUCUCAUCAUCACCUUUUAUGGUAGAUGAUUACAUUAUUGGAUGAUGCUAUCAAAUCACCUGGGCUCUUGCAAGAAGCCGACCAAUCAGCAGCUCCAGACCUGAAAGUUUAUGCGGCCACCCAGGUCCUAUACGACUUUAUUUACAGAGGACAUUAAGGAGCAAACAUCUGUUUUUUUCUUCUUCAGUAUCAGACCAGCAACAGGUGACUGCCCUAUAGGAAUCCACAAUGAUGCUGGCUGUAGUCGGGUUGAUGUGUGCAAGUACAGUCCUGUCAGCCAGCGGUCGGGAUCUACAGCUGGAUCAGCACUGGGAGCUGUGGAAGAACUCGUAUAAUAAAACCUAUGAUGAGAAGGAGGAGGUCUGGAGACGAAUGGUGUGGGAGAAGAACUUGAGGAAAAUUGAGCUCCACAACCUGGAGUACUCUAUGGCUAAACACACCUACAACCAGGGCAUGAACCAGUUUGGAGACAUGACUAAUGAAGAGUUCGUACAGAUAAUGAAUGGCUACAAACCCGAAUAUGAGGGAAAGCUUAAAAAGUCCCUUUUUAUAAAGCCCAACUUUCUGGAGGUCCCUAGUGCUGUGGACUGGAGGGGGAAAGGCUACGUCACUCCUGUCAAAAACCAGGGUUAUUGUGGCUCCUGUUGGGCUUUUAGUGCCACUGGGGCUCUGGAGGGCCAACAGUUCAGGAAGACUAGUAGACUGGUGUCGCUGAGCGAGCAGAACCUGGUGGACUGUUCCAGAUCUGAAGGCAACAUGGGCUGCCACGGGGGUUGGAUGGACUGGGCCUUCCAGUAUGUUAUGGCCAACCGGGGUCUGGACUCUGAGGCAUCCUACCCAUAUGUGGGAAGAGACCAGUUCUGCCAGUACAACCCAAUGUACAACUCUGCCGACGUCACAGGGAUCAUUGACAUUUCCAGGGGCUGUGAGCGUGCUUUGAUGGAGGCCGUGGCCGCUGUGGGGCCAGUUUCUGUUGCUAUUGAUGCCGGUCAUUCUUCUUUUCAAUUUUACCAAUCAGGUAUCUACUAUGAACAGUUUUGCAGCAGCUCAAAGCUUAACCAUGGUGUGUUGGUUGUUGGCUAUGGUUUCCAAACAUCCCUUUCCUCUGUUAGUAACUACUGGAUUGUCAAGAACAGCUGGAGCACAAGCUGGGGUAACAACGGUUACAUCUACAUGGCUAAAGACAGAAACAACAACUGCGGCAUUGCAUCUGUUGCCAGUUAUCCUCUGGUCUGAAUGAGCUUUUACUCCAGCUUUUAUGCAACAUUAUUUUACUAUUUUCUAUAUAAGCAUAGUUACACAAAUAAAUAACGUGUUAAUAUCUGCUUACAAUAUCACAAUGUGUGGCUGUGUUUGAUUGUUCCACCAAUGGCUCAAGUAUCCUUGGUUAGACAUCGAACCGUUUUUUUUGCAUGUAGUUUUUUUAGGUUAAGAGGUGUAAUGGAUUUCCAUCGCCAGGAGAUUCUGCAAUGUUUUAUUAUAAGAAACACAAGUUUGUUUAAAAAAAAAAAACAGCAUCAGGUGUUAGCUGGGUUUUAUAAAAUAUGUUUUAGUCUUCAAAGAGUUUUAUUCCUUUCAAAUACGGGUACGCUGCUUAAUCACACUUUCUGUGCUGAGUAAUUCUUGUUAAUACUUUUUUUACAGUAAUCAAUAAAGUUGUAAAACUAU